CUGUUCUCCGCGCAGCCCUGGUUUGAUGAGGGAAAAUGUAUCGUCUCGGCCAACAGUUUAUCUCCAAGAUCGCUUCCGAUUUCUUUUUAUCCAGUGUGCCACGGGAGUAUUUUCCUUUUACGAGACAAUACAAUAAAAGCUGGUCGUGUAUUGGCUGAUUUUGGAUCAAAUUUAACACGUAUCUGCACGAAAAUGCCAAGGACUAAAAAGAAGAAUAGCAGGGGAGGCCAGCAUGGAGCUGUGCAGCCCUUCAGUGACGAGGACGUCUCCAUCGAGACCCUCAGUCGUUGCAGCAGCUUCAGUGACGCCACCAGUGUAGCAGAUGAAGGUGGAGAGGCCAGCGAGGACGCAGCCCAGGAGGAUUUCCAGUACAAGCUGAAGGGGUUUAUAGACAGCACAGUGGACAAGAGUGCUAAGACCCGACAGGGGGCGCUGGAUGGGCUUAAGGCGGCCAUGGCCACACGGAUCCUGUAUGAGUUCAUCUCGGAGAGGAGGAUGACCAUCACAGACAGCAUCGAGCGCUGUCUCAAGAAAGGCAAAGGUGAUGAGCAGCGAGCAGCAGCUUCUUUAGCCUGCUUGCUCUGCAUCCAGCUGGGCUCGGGAAUCGAGAGCGAGGAGGUGUUGAAGACCCUGAAACCAAUCUUCAAAAACAUCCUGGCUGAUGGAUCAGCAAACAUACAAGCCAGACAGGCUGUGGCGACAAGCCUGGGUCUCUGUACAUUAGUCGCAGAAGACGACAUCUUGGACGUGCAGGCCACCAUGGAGUGCUUCGAGAACUUGUUCACCCGGUCGUACGCGAGGGCGGACGGCACGUGCCCUACGAUCAGUCCCCAGAUGAGCCAGCUCCACACCAACGCCCUGCUGUCCUGGGCCCUGCUGCUGACCAUCUGCAGUGCCAACCAGCUCAAAGACAUCCUGCACAAACACUUGCCUAAACUACACAGGCUGCUUGAGAGUGACGAUGUCAACAUGAGAAUUGCCGCAGGAGAGACUAUUGCGUUGCUUUUUGAGGUGGCCAGGGACAUGGACUCUGAGUUUGAGUUUGACGGCUGGGAGGACCUGUGUGACAAACUGAACGCGCUGGCCACAGACUGCAACAAGCACAGGGCCAAGACGGACAAGAGGAAGCAGCGCUCGGUGUUCAGGGACGUGCUCAAGGCCGUGGAGGAGGGCGACUUCCAAUCUGAAACCAUUCGCUUUGGGACGGAGCGCAUGACCAUUGACAGCUGGGUCAGAAAGAGGACCUACGACGCCUUCAGAGAGUUUGUGGGCUCCGGGAUGAACUACCACCUGCAGGCAAAUGAAUUCAUCAGAGACGUCUUUGAACUGGGACCACCUAUGCUGGUUGAUUCCGCCACAAUGAAGGCCAUGAAAAUCUCUCGCUUUGAAAGGCACCUCCACAACUCGGCUGCAUUCAAGGCUCGGACCAAGGCCAGGAGCAAGUUCAGGGACAAGAGGAUAGAUGUGGGAGAAUUUUAAUCUUUUUGUCUCCACUGUAAUAGAUAAUUUAUCAUGCUAUCCUGCUUUUUAUUUUUUGCUUUUUUUUUUAAGGUGGGAAUACCACAUGCGUGUGCUCGCGUGAUUGUCCUCCCCCCCCCUCGAAAUCCAUUCGUGUCAGACACUCGCCUUCCGUCAGACUUGAAGUUUUAUCCCAGCGGCUUUGCUUCGUAAUGAGCAAAGAAUCAUUUUUAUAGCAAAUCGGCAGGAGGCGAGUGUUUGACGAUGAAAUGAGAGAUCCCGGGCGUAGUGUAACUUUAAUACUGUAUAUCCACAGAAGACAGUGGUGUUGUUGUACAUAGCGUGUAUAUUUGUGUUCUCCUCGUGUUUCAUUACGUGGCCUUUUCUUGAACAUUGAGAUAAGUUAUAACAUUCUGCCAGCAUUUCGUUAGAUAGUCAUUUAAUUUAUCCUGCACCUUGUAGUUCCGUUUAAGUUGCUGUUAAGACACGUGACUGACUUAACCUUUUAAUUAAUUUGUGUUAAGUUGCACUAACUACCUAGUUAUUGGCAUAUUAUUUAUGUAUGACCUCGGUGAAUAUUGUGUUUAGUAUUGGGUCUGUACUCUUAGAGGGCAAAGAUGGUGAAAUAAACACUGAAAAAGCUGUAA
Molecule: messenger RNA, 2105 nt
Organism: Mugil cephalus (flathead mullet)
Lineage: Eukaryota; Metazoa; Chordata; Actinopteri; Mugiliformes; Mugilidae
Gene: ifrd1
Product: interferon-related developmental regulator 1
Exons: 12
Coding region: 193-1479 (428 amino acids)
Cellular component (GO): nucleus
Source: RefSeq, a predicted model, not a curated record